AUGUCGAGUUCGAAGAAGAAUUCGUUUUUAGAUAUCUACGUGCAGUCCAUUCAAAAGGAUAAUGCGUUUUACAAAGAAAAGGUCUCAUCUCUGCAGAAAGAGAUGGAUGAUCUAAAAACGAAGAACAGCGAAGAAAGAAAAGCAGCGCAGCAGGAGUUAGCAGCCCUCAAAGAGGAUUUAUCGCGCAUGGUCAAGGAUGUUACUACCCUACGCUCCCAGAAUUUCUCAUUGAUCGAGAAAUUGCAGGAGUAUGAAGCAUCCUAUGUCCCGGGGACGGGUUCAAAGAAACUGAAGGAUGCGCUCGCGGAUUGCCGCAAGGAGCUUCGUGAGACCGUGACGAAGUAUAAUGAGUUGGUCGACGGGUACGACGUGGCGAAAGAACAGUACAACAGCGCUUUAUUGGAGUCGAACGCGCUCCGUGACGAGACGGCGCGUUUGUCGAAGGAGCUGGAGCGAUACCAGCAGCUCUAUCAGUCUGCCACGAAGGAGCUCGAGGAGAAUCGGCAAGACAUCGCGGUGUAUAUGAAGGAGAACAGUGAGUUGCGCCAGGCAAUGGCAGACCAGACAGCAGCCACUGCCCAAUCCCCUUCCGCUCCUAGCAGCGCAGACUCGUCAGACGGAGCCAGCAGUCUGGUAAAUGCGCUGAGACAGCAGCUGCAGAGCGUGACCGCGAUGCUGGAUAGUAUGCAGACGCGAAGCAUGUCCUCCACGAAGCCUGACCUCUCUGGAAGCAUGAAGAGCGCGCAGGAGAAGCUGAACGCGAUGUCCACCAAGGUGAACGGACUGAUUUCGACGUACACCAGCGACAGCAGCGCGCAAGUGGUGGAGAUGGUGAGCACGGUGACCGACCUGCGUUUGAGUUUGCUGGAUUUGGACUCGGUGCUCCGCUCGCUGGCGGAUGAGAAUCGAGAGCUGAAGAACAAGAGCGCGUCGACGGCGGGCUCGUCGCAGUUGCUGCAGCGAGCGACCACCGCGGAGAAGAAGCUGCAAGAGACGCAGGAACAAGUGAAGGAGCUGUCCGCGACGGUGGUUCAACUGUCGAACGAGCGAAAUCGGCUCCAAGCAGAGGCGGAAGAGAAGUCGAGCUCAGCUCGAAACACGUCGAAGGAACGCGAAUUGGAGCGGCGAGCGGACGAGGCGGAGCGGAAGGUGAUCGAGUUGUCCACGCGGACGUCGACGUAUGAGAAGCGCGUGAAUGAAAUCUCGCGCCGCGCGUCCGCUGCAGAGAAGCAAGUGCAGGAUUUGACCGCGCAGCUCCGCUCUGUGACCCAGGAACGAGACUUGUUGAAGCAGAAAGCCUCGAGCAGUAGCGAGGCGUCGCGCGUGAAUUCGGCGCAGCAGAGCGAACUGCAGAAGCAAGUGCAGGACUUGAAUGCACAGCUCCGCUCCAUGACGCAGGAACGCGAUUCGUGGAAGCUGAAAGCUUCGAAUAGCAGCGCAUCCUCGCGUGCGAACUCGGCGCAGCAGAGCGAACUGCAGAAGCAGCUGCAGGAGAAGGACAAUUACAUCAACCAGCUGCGCGACUCGGUGAUGCGACUCGAGAAAGAGAUCGAGGAGAUCCAGCAGAACCCGCCGAUUCCUCCCAUCCCCGACGACUUCUCGCUCCCGCGCGACUCGUUCGCUCCCCAGCUCGACGAUGCGGACGCCUCGUUCGGUCGCUACGGGCAGUUUGACCAGCCCUCUCAGCCCAGCCAGUUCGAUUCUUACAGCAAUUCGAAUGUUCCCUCGAUGGACGCGGGCGGCGCCGCCCAGUCCGCUGAGCCGGCGUAUGUGGAGGCAGACUCGUCGGAAGACGCAGUCGCGACGGUGCUGCAGCAGAUGAUCGAAGACCCGAGCAGCUUCAACUUGGACACCAUUGAUGACGUGAGUUUCCCCGAUUGCGACUUUAAUGAUGGCCAUAUGGAGCUGUUCACGCGGUUCAUUCGAGAGAACGAUUUUCCGAGUUUGGUUCAGAUCGAUUUGUCGCGUUUGGGUUGGGGGGCAAAUUGA
This is a messenger RNA of Blastocystis hominis, 1989 nucleotides long. RefSeq lists its product as hypothetical. The transcript has a single exon. NCBI's taxonomy places the organism in Eukaryota, Bigyra, Opalinata, Blastocystidae. The record is from RefSeq and is a predicted model, not a curated record. The coding region runs from base 1 to 1989 and encodes 662 amino acids.